Tachysurus vachellii is the source of this 1300-nucleotide messenger RNA. RefSeq lists its product as uncharacterized. The transcript has 5 exons. NCBI's taxonomy places the organism in Eukaryota, Metazoa, Chordata, Actinopteri, Siluriformes, Bagridae. The record is from RefSeq and is a predicted model, not a curated record. Bases 69 to 950 code for a protein of 293 amino acids.
AACACACACACACACACACACACACACAAAGCUAUCUGUGUUGAUCACCUGCUUAUGGAGAAACAAAAAUGCUGCACUUGGUGAUGAUUCUUCUCACCGUAUCAGGUGUUUUUGCUCACAGCAGCAAUUCCAGUGUGAAAUAUCCUGAUAAACCGAUCUGUGCUGUGAGAGGAUUCAGUGUCUCCAUUCACUGUAAUUAUUAUCCACAAGGUCAUCAGGUGAUACAAAAGCUUUGGUGCUCGAUGAACUCAAACAGAGACCAAUGUGUAAAUCCACCGUAUGUUUAUGACAGCUCAUUAAACACCGAGUCAGACUUUGAGUUCACUGGAGACGACAAAUCAGACUGUACUUUAUUAAUCCACAAUGUACAGUUCAGUUAUUCUGGAGUUUACAAAUUCAGAUUUAUUACUGAUGUGGAAAGAUUGACAGGAGAACCUGGAGCGACUCUACAAGUCACAGAUUUAAAGGUGUCACUAAUCAGACUCAGUGGAAACGGAACCCUUAAACAAGGAGACUCCUUAAAUCUGAUGUGUGAUGUGAACUGCACACACACUUCCUCACAGUUUGUGUGGUCUAAGAACAACCAGCGUUUAAAUACAUCAGGACCCGUUCUUCACUUUCCUGCUCUAACUGUGAGGGAUUCUGGGAAUUACACCUGCACUUGGGGAACCGGUAAGACGUCAAGAUCUGAAACCAUCAGCCUUCAGGUGGAGGGUGGUGCAGUGCAGUGGAAGAUCUGGGUCAUUGUCUUAGUUACGGCUGGUGUGAUUUUGAUCUCUUUAGUGACUGGAGCUGUGAUUUACAACAGAAGAUCUGUCGACAUCAAACAGCAGAAGGAGGACGAUUCUAAUAUCUACGCUAACGUACCACGGAAGAAGAGCGCUGGUGUUCGUUUAGCUAAUGUCCAGCAGCAGCAGAGAGAUUUUGCGAUAUAUGCUAAUGUACCAUAACAAUGAACUGAUCACAGUUUCACACCUCGUUAACUUCAUUCAUUUCUACUGUUGGUGAAUUUCAGUGUACAGCUUAUGAACUCGCUCUGUACUGCAUCUGAACAAAUAGCUUUAAUGUCAUUAAACAAUAAAAACUAAACACAAGCAGCAACCUGUGGGGCCCAAGCACUCAGAGAUGCCUGCUUGACCGAUGGUGACCAUUAAAGAUCUACUUAAAGAAAAACAAAAAUAAUAAUCAAAUGAGAAAUUAACUCACUUAAUCACUAUAACUGUCCAUAUCCUGGUGUCUCACACUUACUCUUACAAUCAUCAACUCUGUGAGAGCUUUAUACUUUAUUAGAAUCUUUAUG